GAUCGACAUUGGAUUAAAACUUCUUUUCAACUUCGAGAAUUAGAAACCGAAACAAAUCCAAUUACUCAAAUUAUUACUGUUACGAAAAAUGGAAAUGGAUCAGAAUUGACACGUACCAUAUGCCCUUUUAAUCGUCUUUACGAUAUAUUAUGUAAGAUUCAUGUAGGCGUUUUAAAACAUGUUGGAGCAUCCAAAAUGUGGGACGUUGCAAGUUUUUAUUUAUUUAAUUUAGCAACAAACGGAUUCAUUGGAAAACAAUAUAACUAUAUUCCACAAUCAUUUAUCAGAGAAUUUUGCGGGGCAUGCAAAACCUGUGCUACACGCCAAUUAUUUCCUAAUUCUCUUGCUGCAAAACCAAUUGUAGCAUCAAAGUUCCUGUCUCGUGUUCAAGUCGAUUUAAUAGGAUUAACGUUCCAACCUAUUAAUGGAUAUAAUCCAAUUCAACAUUUUUCAAUACUUGAAGAUUUAAAUAAUCAAAAUAUAGUAGAUGAGGAAGAGUUACCUGAUAAUUUUUUCGAAGAUACUAAUAAUGUUUCAACUGAAUCCCUAUCUUCAACCGAACUCUCAUCAUCAAGCCUACCUGAACUUUCAUCUUCAAUUCCAUUUGAACCUUCAUCACCAAUUCCAAUCGAAUCUUUAUCGCCAAUUCCAAUCGAACCUUCAUCAAUAAUUCCAAUUGAAUCUUUAUCAUCAAUCCCACUCGAGCCUUCAUCGCCGAUUACAAUUGAUCUUUCAUCACCAAUUCCAUACGAACUUUCAUCGCCAAUUCUACUUGAGCCUUCAUUACCAAUUCCAAUUAAUUCUUCAUCACCAAUUCCAUUCGAACUUUCAUUGUCAAUUUUAUUUGAAUCUUCACUGAAUUCAUUUGAACUUUUACCAAAUCGUAACCAUGUUGACCGGCACACUUUACCUUGUAAAGUAAUUGAAGAAUUACCUGACAAGAUGUACCGUUUGCAAUGUAAAAAUGGAAUUCUUGAUGUAGCUUUUAAUGCGAAUGAACUUAUGCCACUGGGUCCAACCAAAUAUGAAGAGCUUGAAAUUUGUGAAAAUAAAGUUAUUAGCGUACGUGAAGCUGCAAGAAUGCAAUCAAUGUCAACCAUAACUGGAGUGCAAUUAGACCAAAAGUUACCUUUAAAGAAAUCAGGUGAACAAUUUGUUGAACGUUCACACAAAUGA
Messenger RNA from Racocetra persica, 1176 nucleotides. The record is from the annotation of a GenBank genome assembly. NCBI's taxonomy places the organism in Eukaryota, Fungi, Glomeromycota, Glomeromycetes, Diversisporales, Gigasporaceae.